Tupaia belangeri chinensis (Chinese tree shrew) is the source of this 3110-nucleotide messenger RNA. RefSeq names its product erythroblast membrane associated protein (Scianna blood group) (gene ERMAP). The record is from RefSeq and is a predicted model, not a curated record. The coding region runs from base 776 to 2506 and encodes 576 amino acids. Gene Ontology annotation, molecular function: protein binding. NCBI's taxonomy places the organism in Eukaryota, Metazoa, Chordata, Mammalia, Scandentia, Tupaiidae. The transcript has 13 exons.
AUUUGCAUAUAUGAACAUGCUUACUAUCAAAAAAGUAUGCAUGGAUUUAAAAAGCUUUUUGUAUCAAAACAAAUGUGUACUUUAUCCCAUUUUCCCAUGAACUCUUUUUAAGUUUGCUGGUGUUAUUAUGGAUGUAGAUCUCCUAGCAGGUCUUCAGGGACUCCCAGGAUUAUGGACCACACAUGGAGAACUGCUGCUCUAGAGAACCACAAAGCCUUUCUCAAGGACGUUCACAGCAGUGAGGACGUUCACAGCAGUGGUGUACGUAAAAACAAAAGCCCAGAGACAGCCCACGUUCCCAUCAACAAAAGAUCGGAGAAACUGUCGGUAUCUCACACAAUGGCCUACCACACAGCAGUGAAUGAGUGUGCGAGGACUCUGCAGUCACCUGGAUGGAUUUCAGUCUUUUGUACUCCCGAAGGCAGAGCCAUUUGGUACAAGAGUUUAUUUAAAAGGUGAUUCCUGGAAGCAGAAAUGAGAAGUGAGCAAAAAAGGAAGAAAAGGCAACAAAAUGUGCAUUUCUGAGCUAUUUAUGACUGUGGGCUACUGUGCUCAAUCCCACUGGGCCUCUCAGAGGAAUCAUGCAGACGCUGCUCAGAACAGACCCUCUGAAGGGAUGAAGGAGCAUUUUCCACUGACUCCCAUCACUGAGCUGAUGAUCCCAGGCAUUAACUUGAUGUGCCCGGAGCCCCUCCUGACGCUCCUUCCCGAUGACCGAUGAUUCUGCACGGAGGAGGGGUGUUCCCAGCGUGGAGACUGGUUCUGUCAGUGACGGAUGAGGGUCCCUGAUUCCAAAAGUGCCCGGGUGGAGAUGGCAGGUUCCUCUGCGUCCUGGCGCUGUCGCUGCCUCUUCACGGUCAUCCUGCUCCAGCUGCCUGCCCACGGGUCAGGGGACAACAGCAAGUUCCACACGGCCCCGCUAGGGGGCACCGCCGAGCUGCUCUGCCCGCUCCCGCUCUGGCCAGUGCAGGCGCCGGUGGAGGUGAGGUGGCUGCGGUCCCCGGCCCCGCAGCGCUCCCUGGCUGUUCACGUGUUCCGGGACGCGAAGGACUGGGAUGAAGGCGUGAUGCCGGCGUAUAAGGGCAGGACGGCGCUGGUGAGAGACGACCGAGAGGGAAGGGUCGCCCUGCUGAUCCGCGACGUGCGCCUGGAGGACCGAGGGCCAUACCGAUGCCAGAUCCAGAUCGCGAACCUGACUCUGGAGGGCACCGUGACCCUGCAGGUUGCAGUUCUAGGCUCUGUCCCUUACAUCCACGUGGAGGGCUACAAUGCGGGAUGGAUCCAGAUGGUGUGCAGGUCGGUGGGAUGGUUCCCAGAGCCUCGGGCCGAAUGGAGAGACCCUCAAGGCAGGCUGCUUCUAUCCCUGUCGGAAGUCCACUCCCUGGAUGAAGCUGGGCUCUUCCAAACAGCAGUAUCCAGCAGAGUCAGGGACAGCACUCCAGGCAAUGUGUCCUGCACUCUCCACAACCCAGCCCUUGGCCAAGAGAAGACCACAGCCAUGGUCAUAGCAGCCCCUUCUCCAGGGAGGAUCUCCUCCUCAGACGUGGCUCUUGCUGUGACCCUACCUAUCCUGAUAUUUCUCAUCAUCGUGGGCAUUUAUUUCAUCUGGAAGCAAAGAAAAUCUAAAGAGAAGCUUCUCUAUGAGCAGGUGAUGGAGGUAGAAAAUCUUCUCUCAGACCAUGCCAAAGAAAAAGGAAGACUGCAUAAAGCCCUCAAGAAACUCCGGAGUGAAUUGAAGUUAAAAAAAGCUGCAGCAAACUCGGGCUGGAGAAGAGCUCGGCUACACUUUGUGGCGGUGACUCUGGACCCAGACACAGCACACCCCAAGCUCGUCCUGUCUGAGGACCGCAGGUGUGUGCGACUUGGAGACAGAAAGCAGCCCGUGCCUGACAACCCUCAGAGAUUUGAUUUUGUCGUCAGUGUCCUGGGGUCUGAGUAUUUCACGGCUGGCUGUCACUACUGGGAGGUGUUCGUGGGAGACAAGACCAAAUGGAUCCUUGGGGUGUGUAGUGAGUCGGUGAGCAGGAAGGGCAAGGUCACCGCCUCACCUGCCAAUGGACACUGGCUUGUGCGACAGAGUCGUGGGAAUGAGUACGAAGCUCUCACGUCCCCACAGACCUCCUUCCGCCUGAAAGAGCCCCCGCGGUGUGUGGGGAUUUUCCUGGACUAUGAAGCAGGAGUCAUCUCUUUCUACAACGUGACAGACGGGUCCCACAUCUUCACUUUCACCCAUACUUUCUCUGGCCCCCUUCGCCCUUUCUUUGAACCUUGUCUUCACGAUGGAGGGAAGAACACGGCACCUCUUGUCAUUUGUUCAGAACUACAGAAAUCAGAGGAGUCACUGGUCUCCAAGCCAAAAGGCAAAGGCCAUGCGAAUGGAGAUGUGUCUCUGAAGGUAAACCCUUCCCUCCUGCCUCCCCAGGACCCAGAGCUCGGGGAUAUGAUCCUGUCCUGGCCCUCCGACCUCGGCCCUGCCCUGCAGGGGCUCAAGGUUCCUUCGUUUUAGGAGUGUGUCUCAUCGCCAGCUCCCAUGACCAUCUGGCACCUUGGUGCCAGUCUCUGGGCCCAGCACAUGAUUGUGGAACAUCUCAUUCCUUUACCCCAAAUCCAGACCCUUUCAUGGUUUCCAUUUGUACUUUUCUUCCAGGACUCAGUUCUGAACCUUGCCUUUCUUCUAGUGCUUUAAAAGUCCUAUUUCCAUGAAAGAAGAGCUUCUGAAACGAACUGAACCCUCAGUUUAAGUUUAGGUGGAGAUGUUGUAUGUUUGUCACGAAAAUAUAGCACAGGUUCAGGUUUGGGGAAGGGUUCUGCUGGAGCGAGUAUUUUGAACUUUUCUCUACCUCAUCCUGCACUUGGGCUUUUAGUCGUGAGGUUAUGUCCCCCGGGGCCUGACUUCUAACUUACCCAUCAAGGACUGCUUUUCUCUCUUUCUUUCUCUCCUUCUAGCAGUUCAGGCUAGUAGUCCCCAAACUCAGCUGUUUAAAAGUAAGCACAUGGGGACCAGCAGAUGGUGUAAUGUUUAUGUUGCUGGAGUCCCACAUAGUCAACCAUGGUUUGAGUCCUGGACCUGGUGGCUUGAAACUCACAUUGGGCACAUGUGUAUGCGUGCC